AUAUUUCGGUCGAGUCUCUCCAUAAAUUGUGCGUGUCCAUUAAUAUUGUGUGCAUGGUGAGCACAACAUUACCAGAAUUCAAUAUAUUUUUGGCCUGAAAGAGUGUGUGUUGUUAAUAUUGUUGUUUUUUCGCUUCGAACUGCAACUAAUUCCGACUGAAUAAACAUGAAAAUCUUUGUGUUUUUGUUAUUAAAUCUUUUCUUUGUGAUUAAUCAAAUUUUCUGUGAUGAAAUUUUAUCGGAUUUUGAUAACGAUACACAACAAAUUUUCUUUGAUGAUGAAGAAUCAACAAAAGUUCUCAACAUUACACCGAUGCCAAUAUACACCAAGAAUAUCUGGAAUAACAACAAUAAUGAUGAUAGAGCAACCAAGCGGAAAUUUCGAAAACAACAAUCAAAAAAUUAUCAUUAUCGUAAACAUCGUCGACAUCAAUUGCAUCGAAAUUUUAUGAAAUUCCUAAGACAACAGAAUUUGAUAUUGAUGAAAAAUAAUGGCGAUAAAGGUCUGAAAUCAUUGGAUAACAGAGCAAUCAAAUCGUUAUGGAGAAAUUUUUCUAGUCAUUAUUCACAAAGUCAACCAUUUCUCGAGAAUUAUCCUUCGCAAUCAAUCGACCAAUUAAUAUCAUCCAAUAAUGAAUCGAAUCAAAAACGUCGAAAAAAUUCAUCAUCAUCAACAAAAAAACAACCAAACAUUAUAUUCAUAUUGACCGAUGAUCAAGAUAUCGAAUUAGGAUCGAUGAAUUAUAUGCCAAAAACUGUCAAAAUUAUGGCCGAUCAAGGUGUUCAUGUGAAAAAUGCCUAUUCCACUACUCCGAUGUGCUGUCCCAGUCGCAGUUCAAUAUUGACCGGUCUUUAUGUUCAUAAUCAUAAUGUUUAUACAAAUGGUGAAAAUUGUAGCUCAGUACAAUGGCAACAAACAUAUGAACGGCAAACAUUUGCGACAUAUCUUCGAGAUUUUGGUGGAUAUCGUACCGCUUAUUUUGGAAAAUAUCUUAAUGAAUAUAAUGGUAGCUAUAUACCACCUGGUUGGUCCGAUUGGUCAGCAUUAGUUCGAAAUUCUCGAUAUUAUAAUUAUACAUUAAAUGUUAAUGGCGAUAAAAUUCGUCACGGUUUUGAUUAUAAUCUUGAUUAUUAUCCCGAUCUAAUCCUCAAUGAUAGUCUACAAUUUAUUCGUUAUUCAAAACGUUUUUUCAAUUCCAAACCAUAUUUAAUGGUAUUAUCAUUUCCAUCACCACAUGGACCAGAAGAUUCCGCACCACAAUAUCAGAAUUUAUUUCUCAAUGAAAAACGUCACCGAACGAUUAGUUGGAAUCAUGCACCGAAUGGUGAUAAACAAUGGCUAUUACGAAAUACAGUCAAAAUGAGCACAAUACAUGAGAAAUUUACUGAUUUUCUCAAUGCAAAACGCUUACAAACAUUGCAAUCGGUCGAUGAAUCCGUAAAUCAAAUAUAUGAAGAGCUUAAAAAAUUGAAUGAACUUGAUAACACUUAUAUUAUUUACACUUCUGAUCAUGGAUAUCAUUUGGGACAAUUUGGUCUAGUCAAAGGAAAAGCAAUGCCAUUCGAAUUCGAUAUACGUGUUCCAUUUUUUAUUCGUGGUCCGAAUGUUCCGCCGGGUAAAAUACUGCCACAAAUCGUUUUGAAUAUCGAUAUUGCACCUACAUUGUUGGAUAUUGCCGGUAUCAAAGUACCCGAACAUAUGGAUGGCGUAUCAUUUCUACCAUAUAUUCGAUUACUGAAAAAUAGAAAUUCUUCGGAAUUACAUCGUUCGAAAUUGAUUAAACGGGAUACCUUCUUGGUUGAACGGGGAAAAUUUCAAACAAUAAGCAAUAACAAUAAUAAUGAUAAUAAUAUUGAUCGUUUAUUGAUGCCAAUCGUUGGCAAAAAACAAUGGCUACAACUUCAUUGUCUAAAAUCAGAAUAUCAAAGUCCUUGCCGUCCAAAUCAACGUUUCGAAUGUUUCAUUAAUAAUAACGGUGUACAGCGAAUUCGUAAAUGUCCAUCAUUCAAUCGUAAACAUUUUAUUCGUUCUAAAAAAAAUUCACAAGGUCAAUGUAUUUGUCCACCGCUGUCGACCAGAUCUUUGAAAAGGAAUUCAGAUUCGACACGAAUAGGAAAACUGGAUUAUAAACGACGUUUAAAAAAGAUGCAAUUAAGACAACAAAAGCAUGCAAUACGCUCAAAUUUAUUGAAUCGUGCGCGACGAAGCGAUAAAUUUGUUCUAAGUAUACUGGACGAUGGAUUAUCUAUUGACGAUGAUUUUGAUGUUCAAGGUGUUUAUGAAUUGAAAAAAUUGAUUGAAAUUUCAAAAUCUUCAUCCAGUUUAUCGAACAACAAUCAUUCUAACCAUGAUAAUCGAUUAUUGUUGAACAAUAAUUUAGCCAAUAUUACUACUAGCCAAUUGAUAUCCAUACUAGACAAUAACCCUGAUGAUGAUACAUUUGCUGACCUGGCUAAUUAUACCGAUUAUAUGAAUCGUACAUUUUGCACUGUAACUCGUAGUAAUUUUACCAUAGAAUGUUCGGAAGAAAUUUAUUCAAAUCAUCAAGCAUGGCGUGAAAAAAAAGAUUUUAUCAAUGCUGCAAUCAUUGAAUUACAACGACGUUUAUACGAAUUGAAAGGAAUACGAAGAUAUAUCAAUCAAAAUAGGCCAUUAUCAUCAGCAUUCACACCAACAUUUUCAGGCAAAAAAUCAAACCAAACAACUAUAAAUGAAGAAAAUGAAUGUUUUUGUCCCAAAUCAAUUGUCACCACCACCAACACUUCUUUCAUACAAGACAAAGAUGAUGAUAGUGAAACAGACAACAUCCAAAACAGUGAUAACAAUUAUUAUGAUGAUUAUUAUUCGGGAAAGGAAAAUGUUAGUGAUCUGUAUCAUGACGUUAGAAUUGGGCAACCAUCGAUGAUGAUGGUCGAUUCAAAACAUUCAUACAUUGAUGGCAAUAAUCAUAAUCAUAAUUAUGCUGGCCAUCAUCAUCAUCAUCCUCAUCAUCGAACUUCAUUCGAUCUAAAACGUUGGCUAAGACGUCGAGAAAAGAAAAUUCGCCGAAAAGAUAAAUUUGCCAAGACCGAAUGUAAAAUGGCAGUCGGCGGACAUAUGAAUUGUUUCACCCACGAUAAUGAUCAUUGGAAAACGCCACCAUUAUGGACAAAUGGACCAUUUUGUUUUUGUCAAAAUUCACUCAACUCUUCAUUUUGGUGUAUGCGAACAAUCAAUGAAACACAUAAUAAUUUAUAUUGUGAAUUUGUCACUGGUUUCAUUACUUAUUAUGAUUUGAAUAAGGAUCCAUUUCAACUACGAAAUUUGAUUUUUGAUUUGGAUUUCAUUGUUAUCGAAGAAAUGAGUCGGCGAUUAGCAAGAUUGAAAUCCUGUUCCGGAUCAAUCGAAUGUAACAAUGCUGCAUCCUCAAUAUCCGAUGUUCAGUCUUCAACUACUUUGAUUUCCAACAAAAAAACGUCCCGGUCGUUUUCAUCUCGAGCAUUGUCACAACGAUUUUUAACAUCGAUCAUAUAGCAACAAGAACGUUCCAAGGAAAAUUGAGAGCGAGAGAGAGAGAAUGUAUACAAUGUAUAAAAAGAAAUGACAAUUAUCGAUUGUCUCUUUCAAAAAACGCUUGG
Dermatophagoides pteronyssinus (European house dust mite) is the source of this 3617-nucleotide messenger RNA. Its product is annotated as extracellular sulfatase Sulf-1-like. Gene Ontology annotation, molecular function: glycosaminoglycan binding; N-acetylglucosamine-6-sulfatase activity. The record is from RefSeq and is a predicted model, not a curated record. NCBI's taxonomy places the organism in Eukaryota, Metazoa, Arthropoda, Arachnida, Sarcoptiformes, Pyroglyphidae.